Messenger RNA from Sorghum bicolor (sorghum), 1467 nucleotides. RefSeq names its product rac-like GTP-binding protein 1. Gene Ontology annotation, biological process: regulation of actin cytoskeleton organization; establishment or maintenance of cell polarity; actin filament organization. Lineage: Eukaryota; Viridiplantae; Streptophyta; Magnoliopsida; Poales; Poaceae. The record is from RefSeq and is a predicted model, not a curated record. Gene Ontology annotation, cellular component: cell projection; cytoplasmic vesicle; cytoskeleton. The transcript has 9 exons. Gene Ontology annotation, molecular function: GTP binding; protein kinase binding; GTPase activity. The coding region runs from base 102 to 752 and encodes 216 amino acids.
UAUUGCAGCAAUUUGGCACACUGCUGCAGCGAACUUUUGGUGACUGGUUGGAAGGAGGUGUUGGUGGCCCGUGCAGCGGCGGACUGGCGGCAGGGAGAGCGAUGAGCGCGGCGGCGGCGAGCUCGGUCACCAAGUUCAUCAAGUGCGUCACGGUCGGCGAUGGGGCCGUCGGGAAGACCUGCAUGCUCAUCUGCUACACCUGCAACAAGUUCCCGACGGAUUAUAUCCCCACUGUAUUUGACAACUUCAGCGCCAAUGUCUCUGUGGAUGGGAGCAUUGUCAACUUGGGCCUCUGGGACACGGCAGGUCAGGAGGAUUACAGCAGAUUGAGGCCUCUCAGCUACAGGGGGGCUGAUGUGUUCAUCCUCUCCUUCUCCCUGGUCAGCAGGGCGAGCUAUGAGAAUGUCUUGAAGAAGUGGAUGCCAGAGCUUCGCCGAUUUUCACCUAGUGUUCCGGUAGUUCUUGUUGGAACCAAACUAGAUCUCCGUGAAGACAGAUCUUACCUUGCUGACCAUUCUGCUGCUUCCAUCAUCUCUACCGAACAGGGAGAAGAGCUCAGAAAGCAGAUAGGUGCUGUGGCAUACAUAGAAUGCAGCUCAAAGACACAGAGGAACAUAAAGGCUGUGUUCGACACUGCAAUUAAAGUAGUGCUGCAACCACCAAGGAGAAGAGAAGUUACCAGGAAGAAAAUGAAGAAAAGUUCGAAUCAGUCUGUGAGAAGAUACCUCUGUGGAAGUGCAUGUUUCACAUGAUAAAGCACAGACUCUUCUGCAAUUGUAGUACUGGAUUUGCUAGAUGGUGUCAGCUCUAUGAAUGAAUAGUUCCCAAGGCAGCCACUGGGAACUUCUGGUUCUCUUCUACCUUCCAAUAGAGAGCUCUUUUGCGUUCUCCAGCUGUGAAAAAUGAAGGUUCUAGUUUCUACAUUCCCUACGAGUUGUACCUCCAUUAAUAUGAAUGGUGGGCUAUUUAGUAGUUUCAGCAAAGUGUGAAGUGACCCUUCUAUGCAUGUUUUGUUUCCAAAAACUGCUGUUGCUAAAUGCCCAUUAAAUCGUUAUGAUCGCACUGGAAGAGAAGAAGUUAAUGCAGACUAUCAAUAUCACUUUUCACUGUUCAUCAUAAGAGAUGCAUGUCCUCACUUUACAUUUACAAGAUGUGCAACCAGCAGGCAUUAUUGUCACUGCUGAAGAUUCUGAAAAAUAGGUGUAAAGUUUGAAAUGCAGCACGGACUGCUUUUGCCGAAGAUGUCAUAUCUGAUCCGUUUCAAUCAGGUUGGAAAUGGAUGGCUGUUGUGUAAUCGCACAAAGUUACUGAAGAAUUAUUUUUCUUAUGUUGACAUUAUUGGUGUUUAGUUACUAGCAUUUCUGGAACGUAGUUCAGCAACCAUGUAUUUGUAUGCUGUAAAUGGGUCCCGAUAGGUUAAGCAUCCGUUCACAGACCUUGAUCAAUGAUCACAACUCUUAAGUAUCA